GUCGGUUCUCGCUUGCUUUUUUCUCUCAUCUUGCACUGCGGUGUGCCUGUCUCCCAGGCUAAAUUCUAGUAUAAGGACGCUCUAAAUGGAGGGAGUGCUCUAGUAUGUGACGACGAAUCGCCUAUGCCGCUGCCGGUGUAUUACAACAACAGUAAUCAGCCGUGGUGGACCAUUGUUUCAGUGUUAGCCAAUUUGCCUGUUCAUUGAUAGAACAUCGACAACGCUGAUAAGUGCUAUAACGACAUCAAGCGCAGGCGGGCAGUAAAUUCUCCCUAACGUGACAAAAACAGUGUGGUUGAAAAUUGAAUUUCGUUGACAGCUAGAGAAAUAUCAGUGGCAAAAGGAAAGCACUACAGACAAACAAAACAAAAGACGGUAGAGAUAGUUUGCCAUUGGUAUGUCUCAUCAAACAGGCAUUGUGCCCAAUGAGGCGCUGGCCCGUUUCUUUGCUAAAGCCCGAGAUUCUCCGAAGUGCCGGGUGUUCAAAGUGGUUAUCGAAACUGAACAGCUUGUCCUACGUGAUGAGUUACUCAUUCAAAACAACUGGGAAGCUGACUUUGCCAAGUAGGUCCACAAGGUUUUCGAGGUACGUUCCCCAGCUAACGGAGGAACGCCAGCCCUGCUUCUUAUUCUUUCGCCUAGAUAAACACGGCGAAUGGCUUAUGAUCAGCUUUUCACCUGACGAUGCUCCUGUUCGACUCAAGAUGUUAUACGCUUCGACGAAGGCGACGCUCAAGAAAGCUUUCGCAGUAGAUUCAGAGUUUGUCGCCACAUCAAAGGAAGACGCGACCCUUGCUGGAUACGAAGCGCAUCUUCGAGCCGAGAACGCUCCUCCCCCAAUGACAAACACUGAACGAGAACUCGCCGAGGUAAGGCUAAAUGAGAGCUUUGCCUCGGUGGGGAUCGAUGCAAAGCAACAGACGCUCAAGGGACUCGAACUGCCUAUCUCUGAUGAAGCUAUUGACGGGUUCUUCUCACUUAAAGAAGGAAAAAUUAACUACCUCCAGGUGGGUAUUGAUAUUGGCAAUGAGCAUGUGGUGGUACACGACCGAGGUAUGUUGGGCUCUGCGGACGAGCUGACCUCCAGGGUGCCCCAGGGAGAGCCCCGAUAUCAUCUAUUUAGCUUUAAACACAUCCACGACAACCAACGGGUUGUGUCAACGUUCUUCAUCUACACAAUCCCUGCGGGCAAUUAUCCAGUCAAAGUGAAGAUGCUUUACUCGUCUUGCAAGGCCCCUCUCAUCAAGGAUAUCGAAGGGAAAAUCGAGAUACCGCUAGCGCGGAAGCUCGAACUUGACGAUUUGUCCGAACUGAGCGAGCAACGCCUCCUUGAUCAGCUGUACCCACGAACCGACGCCAAUAAGGGCAAAUUCGCCCGUCCAGCGGGUCCCGCAGGACGCCAGGGCGGGCGUCGGCUCGUCAAAUAGGAAAGCGCCGGCUGUUGCCACUGCUAGACGCGAUCUGCCGCCCACAACAAAAACGAGGAACCCCGUUUGCUUAUUCUACUCUUUUUGCAACAACAGAGUUGUAGUUAUCGUGCCUGUCUCCUACCUAAGACUGCAAUCGAUGUAAGAUCAUACGUUAACGCUUGUCUAAACGCAUACGAAUCCUUCUCGUCCGAAUCCACGUUUUGAAAUUCUCCGAACAUCUGAGAGAAAACAGUUCUAUCAAACUAACAGCAGCAACAGCACCUGGUAGGAGAUAUUGCAAGGUGAGAAGAGUAGAAAAGCGACAGGGUCUGUGGGUACGCGCCGGGUGCACCAUUAUGUCAUCUGGUCUUCCAUAAUUGAUAACAACAGUAACAUUAAUACUAAGAAUGGUACAUAAUAGUUAUAACAAAAACAAUAGCAACACAUCAUGGAUACCUCCGGGUGGGACGACAAUCUUUAACUUAGUUAAGAAAGAGAAACAAUCAGCGGGUCUGUCAGCCUUUUUGUUGGUAAAUCAAUCAAAAUGUUUAGUUUUUUAAUCUAAAGUGUUUUCCUAUUUGGCCUUGUGUUGGCUCGCGACCACUUGAGCUUAAAUUGAGUGUCCAUCUGUCAUAGCAGAUGUAGAAAAAAAAAAUAUUGACAUUCUAGUAAACGAUUCGGAACACGGUCGGUCAGGCUGAUUAAUUUACUGAAGCGAAGCAAGGUUUAGGUAAAACUAGAAGAAGAGCACAGAUUUAACUAUUAGUUAUAGAUGAACAUAUCCAUUGAUUCGGUUUGAAUUUACAGAAUUGAUUCAGAAAGGCUUGUUAGCAGAGCUUCAUAGGAAUCUGGUAUGUACACAUGUUGCAUAGUCCGUGGACAAGGUGAAUAACUUAUGACACGGCAUACAAGAGGAUACAAUACGAUACAGUGCUAGGCAUUUUUUAGCUUUUUGUUUAUUCUUGUAUCCAAAAUUAAAAGCGAAAAGAUUGCUAAAAAUGGAAAUAGGGCGGUGAUACGCAAACUCGAUACCACUCGAUUCGUUUUGAUAUAAACAUAAAAAUAUGAUCCUAUAUAUAUAACUAUAUUUAUAUAAUUUAUUAUGGAUAGAUAACGGAAAAUGGUUACUUGCCUUAUAAUAUUAUUGUAAUAAUUAUUAUAAAAUUUCACUAUAUAGAUGCAUAUAUUCAAGGUUGCUGUACAUACAGUAAAUGGGAGCGUAAUUAACGUAUAAGAUUAUACCAGUGUAGGCUCUUCGUGGUGAAUUCAGUUUGCUAUACAAAGCGAUAAUACUUGAAUAUAGCCGUUUUUUUUUUAAAUAUUUUUGUUUGAUAACAGUAAUUAAAGGAUGUGGAGUUCGAACAUUCAAAAAAUGGAGGUCUACUCGUGGGGACCAUAAUGUUGUGUCGUCAGUAGAGGAUGUCGUUCGGUAAAAAAGCCUUUUAUCUAGCAAAAAAUAGGAACAUCUUUGAAAACAUUAAGCAUAUAAAUGACCCCAACAAGCAAAUGUUACUAUAUUACAAGCAAGUAUUACUAUAUUAUCUUUUUUUUUUUAAAUAUCAACUUCAGUAACUUCGCGGAGCAGCGAAAGAAACUAUAAUAUCGAAUUCAUUAUUAUACUGAUGCUUGAUGUGUUUACAUAUGUUUUUGUCUGAGCAAUCAUAUGAUUUAGUAUGUUAUGGUUUCCUUGUGUUCACCGCCCUCUUAACUAGUCUUUUAUAACAAUGUGUAACGAUCGACGGUUAUUAAUCACUUUUUUUAUUAACCAACCAAGUAUUGCAUUUUCGAAGCUGCUUAUGUCGUCCUGCCCGCAAGUAGCAAGAAUAAAGCUGGUGUCCCUCAACACUGCACAUCAUUCACAUACAAAGUGAUGAAGUACAGACGCAAUUGGUUAAAAAAAAGAAAUACAGGAACACUCAGCAGACUAAUUAAGUCUAAUUACUAUAUCAUUUACUUUACUUUACCUCUGUGUGCUCACGCAAUUCCACCUACUAAAUAGUGUCCGAUGCAAAUUCUUCAGCUUUCAGUUUUUUUCUUUUUAUGUUUACAUUCAAUUUAGGCAAGGUUCGUAUAUACUCUGCUGAGAAAAAGAUAGCUAGCGUCUUACAUCAAACGACCCUGAUUGUUUCGGACUUAAGUCCGACAUUCUCGUUAGGCUUUCCAUCAAAUAGCAAGAGACGAUAUGAGUCUAUGUUUGGAUUCGAAUCUAGGCCACCACGUGUCCCCUAAGAUUAGCAUGCAAAUACUGUACCUAUCACGGGGACAACAAGAAAGCCAGAAAGAAUUACAAAUGUUUGCAACAUUUACCUUUUAAAUACAAUAAUACUGAGACCAUAUCUCACGUUUUUGGUGUCACACUUGGCGUCUCUAUCAAAUGCACUUUGACUGCCUGUUCGGCAUUCAUUAGCCUAUAUCUGCAUAAGUUUGUUCUAUAUUUCCAUAGAAUCAUUGCGUCAUAUAUUUGAAGACCUUGACAUGAGAAAAAAUAUUGCAUGAAAAUGUAGUGAACUGAAAAGCAAUUUGGUUUCCCGUUCAUGUUUACUAUAUACCGCACCCGGUAUCGCCUCUAGGCCUUAUCUGUACUUUUUUAGAUGCACAGAACACUCUUCGUCGGCAUUUCCAGUGGCACAGCCUUCCUCCAAUAACUUACACACCAACAAAAUUCUGCUGUCGUAAUUUCAUUACGAUAGUAGACAGCAGCGUAACGUUUCACAGACUGAUUAUUUUUGACAAACAAUACAAACCACCUGCGUCUAUAUAAUGCCGUAGGCAAAGCCUAUACUAAUGUCUAUAAUACAUCUACUUAUGUAAUAGGGAGCAACCCGACACAAUGUGAUCUUCGCUAAUACAAAAAGUAACUAUGAACAAUAAAUAAGUAUAUAUCGAUAACAACAACAUAUUGUUGUCUGUCUGGUCUUAAUAGGAACGCACCGACGUUGUUUUUUUUUUUGAAGAACGUUCAAACAUAAUCAAUGAAACGUCGUUCCAAAGACCAGCUUUGUCUGCUCACUUUUACUAUAAUUAGCAACGCAUUUUAAGUUAUAGUAAAUGGUAAUUGCAGAACAGAAACUAAGAAAUAUCAAUGAUACAAGUAAUGAAAAACCAACAGUAGAGAUUGAUUGUAAUACGGAUGAACAGGCGACACCGUUCCGUCGCCCGAAUACACAUAUACCUAACUAUAUGUUACAGGCACAGAUAUCACCAACUGAUGCGAAAAACAGCAAAAAAUAAUGUUCGACUUUAGUUCUGCAUACUGAAUGAGCUGCAAUUGUUACGGCUACCACUUACAUAUUAUACAAGUAUUUUGUGUACUUUCUUAUAUCAUGUUCUUUUCUUUAGUGAAGGUGAAGUAAAUUAAGAGUGAAAGUGAUACGCCACAACACAGCGAUAUUGCUCAGCGCAAAGCGCCGAUUAUUUAGAUGUUAUCAUCAUCAUCUAGAAUAUUCUACUUAUGAUGAUUAGUGUGAAUUAUAAUAUAUGAAUAAUUAUAUGUUAAAAAUUUUGCUAUGCAUAGGAUUUAUGUAUGAACACAGUAAAAAAUGGGCAAAUACGAAUUAUGUAUGUGCAGAGUGGCUACGGAACCAAACUAGUACAGAAUUUGAAGUGAGAGAGUGCAAAUGUUAAAAUCGUCAUUCAAAAUUAAAAGUGAGAUGAUAAGGAGUCCCCAAGUCAAUCGCGGCGGCGUUAAUCAUCAAAAUUAUGGCCGAUUAUUUCAAUUUUUAGAAGUAAAAACUAUUAAAAGUAAAAAGAAAAAUCGAACAUCCGAAGAGAAUGGCGAUUUGUAGGGGAUGUCAUAAGAACCGACGCAAUCACUGCCUCAAUUAGUGACGACAAAUUAAUCAACUGUACGCUAAGUCAUGUCUCAUAGAAAGGUGAAUGGAAAGGAAACGUCAUUAAAUAAAAAAGAUGCUUCCUUAUGAUGAUAAAAUAUAUUAAUAAAUAAAACAUCAUUUGAAAUCCCCUUUCAUUGGCGCUUGUCGUUGCAUUUUUGUUUAGGUAAAAUGCAUCGCUAUAAUUCGUGGCAGGUUUAACGAAUGAAGACGUUUCAUCCGAAAAGAUCGCUGCGUUUGUAACAGUUACAUUCGAUCAAGCUCAUUCAUAGCCAUAUCGUACAUUGACUAAUAACUGCACAUACAUUACAGAUGUUGUUUUUAAUUUUCGACUUCACCGUUCAUUUAUGUGUACCAUAAAUUCAUACACACUACUUGUUCAUCAAUAAAAUCAACCAUGCAAAUAUCUAAAAUGUAUAACCUGUGCAAAUAUAAAUAAAAUCAAAUAAAAAGCCGUGCAAAUAUAUAAAGGCCAGGAAAUUGAGUUUCCUCAACAUUAGGGCAGGUACUAAGGUAAUCGCUUGUAAAGACGACAGUGAAAAAAUAUAACAAAAAAAGCAAGGAAAACAAAUAAUUUUCUUUAACUCAGUCGAAAGCUCUGAUCAUAUCAAACCAUUAAAUACAGUGCUGCAGAAGACAUGUUUGAAAGAAAAGGCAUUAAGAAGAAAUCUAGCAUAUUUCUGUAGCCACGACGUGAGUCACUUUUAUGUCAAUAAUUACAUCAAACUACGUUUCAUACCUGCUGGUUUUCACUACAUUUUUGGAUGUCCAAUAAAA
Molecule: messenger RNA, 6016 nt
Organism: Varroa destructor (honeybee mite)
Lineage: Eukaryota; Metazoa; Arthropoda; Arachnida; Mesostigmata; Varroidae
Product: twinfilin-2-A-like
Biological process (GO): barbed-end actin filament capping; regulation of lamellipodium assembly; actin filament depolymerization
Cellular component (GO): cytoplasm; myofibril; actin filament
Molecular function (GO): actin filament binding; actin monomer binding
Source: RefSeq, a predicted model, not a curated record